AUGAUCUCAGACGACGAAAAGAACCGCACGUCGACUGGCAAGGCCAGCGCCGUCGCAGGCGAUACCUCCAGCCUCCGAUAUGUCGACGACAGUGGCAUGGGUCACCUCCACCGACGCCUCAACAACCGUCAGAUCCAGCUCAUCGCCGCCGGUGGCUCCAUCGGAACGGCCCUCUUCAUCUCCAUCGGAGGUGGUCUUGCCAGGGGCGGCCCCGGCAGUCUCGUCAUCGCUUUCACCCUCUACUCCCUAAUCCUCGCCCUCGUCAACAACUCCAUCGCCGAGAUGAACACAUACAUGCCCGUGGCAGGCGGCUUCGUCACUCUUGCUGGACACUGGGUCGACGACGCACUAGGCUUCGUAGCUGGCUGGAACUUCUUCAUCUACGAGGCCCUCAUCAUCCCCUUUGAGAUCACCGCCCUGACCUCCGUCAUCUCCUUCUGGAACGCCGAUGCGCUGAACCCUGGCCCAACCGCUGGUAUCUGCAUUGCAGUGAUCGUAUGCUACGGUCUUCUUAACGUCCUCGCCGUGCGCUUCUAUGGUGAAUCUGAGUUCUGGCUCUCAGGCGGAAAGCUCAUCCUUAUCUUCCUCCUCUUCGCCUUUACCUUUGUCACCAUGGUUGGCGGAAACCCUCAGCACGACGCCUACGGCUUCAGACACUUCUCGAACCCCGGCUCCUUCGCUACUUACCUCAGCCAAGGUGACAAGGGUCGAUUCGAGGGUUUCCUGGCCGCUCUCUUCACUGCGUCCUUCACUGUCGUCGGCCCUGAGUACAUCUCCAUGGUCGCGGCUGAGGCUCAGCGCCCAACAUUCACCAUCAAGAGCGCCUUCAAGACAGUCUACUACCGAUUCUGCGUCUUCUUCAUCGUCGGUGCCUUGGCCGUUUCAAUCGUCUGCGCCUACAAUGACCCUGCUCUGUACGACAUCUACUUCGGCGCUGGCGGUACUGGCAACGCUGCUUCUUCCCCAUAUGUCAUUGCCAUGUCCAACCUUGGCAUCAAGGGUCUUCCCCACGUUGUCAACUUCCUCAUUCUCACAUCCAUCUUCUCUGCCGGUAACACAUACACCUACUGCGCCACCCGCGCUCUUUACUCCCUGGCCCUCGAAGGCCGCGCCCCUCGAUUCCUGCGCUACUGCAACAAGUCCGGUAUCCCCAUCUACUGCUUCUGUAUCACCAUGUUGUUCCCAUUCCUGUCCCUCCUCCAGGUCGCCAACGGCUCCGCCAAGGUUCUCGGCUGGCUGGUCAGCAUCGUCACCGGCGGUGGUCUUAUCACCUUCAUGAUCAUGUCCAUCACAUACAUUAACUACCACAAAGCUUGUGUCGCCCAAGGCGUCAACCGCAAGACCGAGCGCCCCUACUACGGAUACUUCCAGCCCUACGGUGCCUACAUUGCCCUGGCCUUCCAGUCCGUCAUCGUCCUCGUUUACGGAUACUACGCUUUCCGCCCCAAGUUCGACGUCGAGGUUUUCUUCCAGAACUACUCCAUGCAGAUCCUCGCUGUUCUCCUCUUCGGUGGCUGGAAGAUCUGCAAGAAGACAAAGUAUAUCCGUCCCCACGAGGUCGAUCUUGUCUGGGAGCGACCCCAGAUUGAGGCUUACGAGGCCACCUUCACUGACCCCCCUGUUGGUUUCUGGACCGAGAUGGGCCAGCUGACGAUGCCUUGCUUCUUCCGCAAGACUAAGAGGUCUUCGGAAGUUUAG
This is a messenger RNA of Fusarium sp. VM40, 1698 nucleotides long. NCBI's taxonomy places the organism in Eukaryota, Fungi, Ascomycota, Sordariomycetes, Hypocreales, Nectriaceae. The record is from the annotation of a GenBank genome assembly.